AUGUGGGAUCGUAUCCCAUUACCCACCUCUGUGGCACCGUCCUUCGAUACCUGCAAUAUAUCACGGACGUACGAUUUGGAUAUACGAGUCGGGUUAACACAUGGAUCUUCCGGUGUGAUGAAGCCCGAGCUCAUCGUCCUUCCACUCCGGAUGGCCGUUCAAGUCUACUCUGGAAUAGCCCCUCCCCAAGCUCUCUUAGAUGCCAUCCGGCGGACACCUAGUAAGGCUAGCAAGGCAUCUGAUGAUCCGCCUCCCAAGCCUCCUCGGCCCGAAGUUGCCCCGACAGUUCCCCCUGUGCAGGACGAGUACGACGAUGCUCCUCCAAGUUAUGAAGACGCCAUGGCAGAUGCUCUUGGGCCAGUGGACGGCCCGCGGCGCGAGUAUAACCCCCCAGAGCCAGGAUCAUGGGCAGGGGCUGAUAAUAAGGGUUCAGCGAAAAAUCAUAAAGACGACGAGCGGCUCUUCCCCAAUAGCGACCCGCGGAAUGCAUCAACGGAGUCUUUCUUCGAUAGCUAUCAUGCGAAUGCGACUUCUCUGGAUGGACAUGGUGCUAGCCGGCUGGCGCAAUCGACAUCAGCUGGGCAAGUUCAACAAACACAAGUUGUCUGGGAAACUCCAUACCCGGCGCAACAACUAUUGCAGCUACCGAA
Messenger RNA from Histoplasma mississippiense, 650 nucleotides. RefSeq lists its product with no specific name. The record is from RefSeq and is a predicted model, not a curated record. The annotation marks the transcript as partial. NCBI's taxonomy places the organism in Eukaryota, Fungi, Ascomycota, Eurotiomycetes, Onygenales, Ajellomycetaceae. The transcript is spliced from 2 exons.